Cantharellus anzutake is the source of this 270-nucleotide messenger RNA. RefSeq names its product hypoxia induced protein conserved region-domain-containing protein. The annotation marks the transcript as partial. Gene Ontology annotation, cellular component: mitochondrion. The transcript has 2 exons. Lineage: Eukaryota; Fungi; Basidiomycota; Agaricomycetes; Cantharellales; Hydnaceae. Gene Ontology annotation, biological process: mitochondrial respirasome assembly. The record is from RefSeq and is a predicted model, not a curated record.
CCACGUCCGCCCCGCACAGAAUCGGAUUUCUGGCAGAAAGGUUUGGAAAAGUGCAAGGAACAGCCUUUAGUACCCCUUGGGAUACUGGCUACAUGCGCUGCUUUCAUCGGCGCAUCUUAUCAGCUUCGGGUUGGGAACCGAAACUCGUUUAACCGUUACUUGCGAGCCCGCGUAAUAGCACAAGGCGCUACAAUUGCAGCAUGUGUCAUCGGCGGUUAUGUUUAUGGGAGCAACUCACAAGCUUCUAUCGAUCGCAAGGCGGAAGAGCGG